CCACCAUUGAAAACAUUCCUUUCCUUCGAGAUCUCUACUGGAGUUGUGGUACCAAAGGUUCAAUAAAUACCUACUACCCCCCCUGCUUUUUCUCGACUCCUUAUAUCGUCGCCUCCUCCCCCUCCACGACGAAUAUACGCACAAACACAUCCGUCUUUCCGGACGCACACACACAUACACACACAAAAUGGCUACGAACGGUGACUCGCGGCCCGCGCCGGGCGACCGCACCGUCAUUGGUAUCACCUUUGGCAACUCCAACAGCUCCAUCGCAUACACCAAGGAUGACAAGGCCGAGGUUAUGGCCAACGAGGACGGAGACCGUCAAAUUCCCACCAUCCUCUCCUACGUUGACGGAGACGAGUACUACGGACAGCAGGCCAAGGCUUUCCUCAUCAGAAACCCCACCAACACGAUCGCAUACUUCAAGGACUUCCUCGGACAGGACUUCAAGUCCAUCGACCCCACCCACAACCACGCCUCUGCCCACCCCCAGGACGUGAACGGCACCGUCUCCUUCUCAGUGAAGGACAAGGAGGACGCCGAGGAGCCCUCCACCGUCUCCGUCCACGAGACCGCCGUGCGCUACAUCCGCCGCCUCGUCGGCUCCGCCAGCGACUACCUGGGCCAGAAGGUCACCUCGGCCGUCAUCACCGUCCCCACCAACUUCACCGAGAAGCAGAGGGAGGCUCUCGUCGCCGCCGCCAAGGAGGCCGGCCUCGAGGUCCUCCAGGUCAUCUCCGACCCCAUCGCCGCCGUCCUCGCCUACGACGCCCGCCCCGAGGCCGUCAUCGAGGACAAAAUUGUCGUCGUCGCCGACCUGGGCGGCACCCGCUCCGACGUGGCCGUCGUCGCCUCCCGCGGCGGCAUGUACACCGUCCUCGCCACCGCCCACGACUACGAGUUCUCCGGCUCCCACCUCGACCAGGUCCUCAUCGACUACUUCGCCAAGGAGUUCAUCAAGAAGCACACCACCGACCCCCGCGAGAACGCCCGCUCCCUCGCCAAGCUCAAGGCCGAGUCCGAGUCCACCAAGCGCGCCCUCUCCCUCAGCAACAACGCCAGCUUCAGCGUCGAGUCCCUCGCCGACGGCGUCGACUUCCAGUCCACCAUCAACAGGUUACGCUACGAGAUGGUCGCCCGCAAGGUCUUUGACGGCUUCAACCGCCUCGUCGAGGGAGUCGUCAAGAAGGCCGAGCUCGACGUCCUCGACAUUGACGAGGUCAUCGUCGCCGGCGGCACCGCCCACACCCCGCGCAUCGCCUCCAACUUCUCCCAGCUCUUCCCCGAGUCCACAAAGGUCAUCGCCCCCUCCACCGUCGCCAACGCCAUCAACCCCUCCGAGCUCCUCGCUCGCGGCGCCGCCCUCCAGGCCUCCCUGAUCCAGGAGUACGACGCCGAGGACAUUGACCAGAGCACCCACGCCGCCGUCACCACCGUCAAGCACAUCGCCAACGCCAUCGGCGUCGUCGGCGCAAACGACGAGUUCGUCCCCGUCGUCCCCGCCGAGACCGCCGUCCCCGCCCGCCGCACCGUCAAGAUCGCCGCCCCCAAGGACGGAGGCGACGUCCUCGUCCGCAUCGUCGAGGGCGGCGCCCACAUCAAGGUCACCAAGCCCGAGCCCAAGGCUGCCAAGCCCGAGGCCGACGACGAGGACGACUCUGACUUCUCCGACGAGGAGGAGGAGGACAUCCGCGAAAAGGUCUGGAAGGUCGGUCCCACCCUCGCCGAGGCCGCCGUCCGCGGCGUCAGCAAGGGCGCCAAGGUCGAGGUCACCAUCAACGUCGCCGCCGACUUGGGCGUCACGAUCACGGCGAGAGAGGUCGGCGGCAAGGGCGGUGUCCGCGGCACCAUCAGCGCUCCUUGAAGUGGGUUAUCGUCCCUAUAUCUGAAAAGAGACCAGUAACGACUUUUGCCUGUGAGGAAGAAAAGACACACGCCAUUGAAAUGCAAAGAAAACAAAACGGCGAGGCGUAAAAAGAGAGUGAUUAGGGAUCAGGGGGUAAAUAAAAGACGAGCCUUUUGUUUUCCGAAAACCUAUCUGUCCCCCCUUUUUUAUAUAGACAUCAAUCUUAGGCGGCGGAGGAGUGCAAAUGGAAGGGAUGAAUCAAUGCUCAUGAACACCCGGAAUAUAGAGAG
Molecule: messenger RNA, 2139 nt
Organism: Colletotrichum scovillei
Lineage: Eukaryota; Fungi; Ascomycota; Sordariomycetes; Glomerellales; Glomerellaceae
Product: hsp70-like protein
Exons: 3
Coding region: 188-1867 (559 amino acids)
Biological process (GO): protein folding
Cellular component (GO): cytosol; nucleus
Molecular function (GO): ATP-dependent protein folding chaperone; ATP binding
Source: RefSeq, a predicted model, not a curated record